Molecule: messenger RNA, 1308 nt
Organism: Torulaspora delbrueckii
Lineage: Eukaryota; Fungi; Ascomycota; Saccharomycetes; Saccharomycetales; Saccharomycetaceae
Gene: SDP1
Product: mitogen-activated protein kinase tyrosine protein phosphatase SDP1
Exons: 1
Coding region: 1-1308 (435 amino acids)
Biological process (GO): negative regulation of MAPK cascade; protein dephosphorylation
Cellular component (GO): cytosol; nucleus; cytoplasm
Molecular function (GO): MAP kinase tyrosine/serine/threonine phosphatase activity; protein tyrosine/threonine phosphatase activity
Source: RefSeq, a predicted model, not a curated record
AUGGCCCAGCAGGAGGAGAAGACGGCGACGACACCUAGUAUUGUGGAAAUCCGAUCAAGGUCGCCUCGAUCACUGCAGACCAGGAAUACCAAGAAUCUUUCAUUAAACAUAAGGGACAAGAAGGUCAGCGGGGCGGAGUUGGAAGACUUGGACAAGAUACCGAGUGUUAUUACUAAACCCGUGGUGAUAGGCACAACGAAACAUCCGAUGGUGAGCCAACCCAUACGUUCCGACGCCUCUAUCUAUUCGCUGCCCAGCGGUAAGAAGUCUGGUUCGGCUUCUCCCAUUUACGCUACUAAUAUCUAUGGUUCAUCGGCGAAUUCAAACAAGAUUGGUCGGGUUCAUUCCAUGUCUUUGUCUUUGAAGACUGGCGAACUUCUGCCUUCUUUGGGUGCAAGAGGACGUUCCCAAACCAUAUCUUCAGCCCUAGAGACUUCUACUCCGGAAGUUGGUCGUUUUAAUAUGGACAUGGACAAGAAAGAAUGGAUAUUGCCUAAUAAAGGAGAAGUUGAUAGUGAAGAAUUACUUCAUCCAGAUGUGUUCAAGAAAAAUGCUUACCCUAAUGGCCCCUUGUUGGUUGUUCCACCAAACGUCUAUCUCUACUCUGAACCUACAUUGAAAGAGAUUUUACAGUUCGAUGUGGUGAUCAAUGUUGCGAAAGAAGUUACUAAUUUAGGUCCUAUGUUACCGCAAAAGAAAGCUAUCUCUUAUCACCACGUAAAUUGGAGUCAUAACAGUAAGAUAUCUGUUGACUUGGAUCGUUUGACUGAUAUUAUACACGAAGCGACUACUCAGAACAAGAAGGUAUUGGUGCACUGUCAAUGUGGUGUUUCAAGAUCUGCAUCAUUAAUCGUCGCAUAUAUCAUGAGGUUCUUUCAAAUGGGGCUGAAUGAUGCCUACAGUCAUCUAAAGCGCAUCGCCAAGGACACGAGUCCGAAUAUGGGGCUCAUAUUCCAGCUAAUGGAAUGGAACGAACAACGAACUAGGAUCACCAAUGACCCUCAAGGGUCUGAGCAUGACCUGAGCAAUACGAACUUGAGCUUUGGCAUGGUCAUACCCAAUGCAUCAUCCUCAAUAAACGAUCUUACCAUUGGCUCACCAGAAUUGACCCCCAGGACACCUGGUGAUUAUUUUAACAAAUUUUCUGCAUCGUCAUCGUCUACCUCUACAUCGAGUAGCACCUUCGUUGGUAAUCAAUCAAAUUCUAAGCCCGUGACAAUAUCUACCAAUCUUUGCGAUUAUUUGCCCACAACAUCAGCUGGCCCAAUUGCAACUUCGACCGAUGAUUUUUGGACUCAAAGCCUGUAA